UGAGCCUAUAGGUGGGUGUCACCUCCUCUUUCCUCUUUCGAUGCCGCGCCCCUUCCCAUGCACACGGCAUCUUCCAGGAAGAAACCCCGGAGUAAAACGAGUCCAGCGGUGAAUUAACUGCCUCUGUGAGCUUUUCAAGAGGAUUUUCACUGCUUUCCAUACUCAUAUGCUGCGGUUUGGAAAGAGGGACAGUCAACAUGCUGAUUAAAGAGUUCCGAAUUGUCCUGCCCAUUUCAGUGGAGGAGUACCAAGUGGGUCAGCUGUAUACAGUAGCAGAAGCCAGUAAGAGUGAAACAGGUGGGGGAGAAGGUGUGGAGGUGUUGGCCAACGAGCCCUAUGAGAAGGAUGGAGAGAAGGGACAGUACACCCACAAGAUCUACUACUUACAGAGUAAAGUGCCAACUAUUAUCAGUAAGCUCGCUCCAAAAGGUUCGCUCAAGGUUCACGAGGAGGCCUGGAAUGCAUAUCCUUACUGUAAAACCGUUCUUACUAAUGAAUACAUGAAGGACUUCUCUAUUAUGAUCGAGACGUGGCACAAGCCUGAUAUGGGGGAUCAGGACAAUGUACAUGGACUGGAGAAAAGCAAAUGGGAAAAAACGUCGAUAGUUGACAUUGACAUUGCUGAUAGAAGUUCCAUCAGUUCAAAGGACUACAACCCAGAUCAUGAUCCGGCCAUCUUUAAGUCGGUGAAGACCGGCAGAGGGCCUCUGGGACCUGAGUGGAAGAAAGAACUCGCCAACAACCCCAGCUGUCCACACAUGUGUGCCUAUAAGCUAGUCACCGUUGAAUUCAAGUGGUUCGGACUACAGGGCACUGUGGAAAAUAUCAUUCAAAAGGUGGAGAAGCGUGUCUUCACCCACUUCCACAGAGAGCUGUUCUGCUGGAUCGACAGAUGGAUUGAUCUGUCGAUGGAUGACAUACGACGGAUGGAGGAUGAUACAAAGGAAGAGCUAGAUAAGUUGAGGGCGGCUGGGGAAGUUAAAGGCAUGGGAGCUGUUGACAAUGACAACUGACUUGCUAACCCAAUCACUCUCUGAUACAGGAGCAUUUGACUUCAUUGAGCAAGCUCAGACUCUUCUCCUCGGACACUAGACCUAGAACAGCUUGAUAGGCAUAAUCAAGAAUACCAUACUUACAUUCUAAUAAAAUUUGCUCUUAAUAAGAGCUUGUUACUGUAAAGCAAUUGUGUGUAUUUACCUACUCCAGUUGAAUACAACUAUAGAAGCUUUUAGUUUUUUUUAGGAGACACGUUUGCAAGUUGGGGAAUCCAUUUUGAGGAUGGCGUGUUCUUGCUUAUGUCUAUUGGGUUGUCAUUUUAAAACAUUAGGGGAAAGGUGUGGGUUAUCUCUAAGGAAACAUUUCUGAUUACUGUUAUCCUUUUUUUUUUAAAUUGCAGUUAUUUGGGUUUUGUUCUUUUUCUUGAUUUUGUAUUUUCCGUUCCUCCGUGAUUUAUUGGUUGUUUUUAUUUAUUGUUUAAAAUGGUGUAUCCUGUCUACAUCUGCAGGAGCUCCAGGCACUAGGAACCAAUCUUAAAAUGUGCACUUUGCUCGGUUUUGGCAAAUUGUAAGUUCCUCCGUCCACCUGCAUCUCAAGUAAUUUGAUUUAUCAUAGCAUGGAGGCUGGAGUAUUGCAAAAACAAUCGGCUUAUAAUUUCUGUAAAAACUAUUACAUAUGAGGUAUUUACUUUGAAAAGACUCCAUCUGAGGAAUUUAAUACACUUUGAGUAGUCUGGUGCUGUUUUUCAGGUGAUCGGUUAGGCUCCAUAUAAAGACGCCUGCUGCUGUUUCGUAAUCAGCUUUGAUGAUGAUAAUAUAUAGAAACCUGAACUCUGUGCAUAUUUCAAAAUAAUUGAGAGGUUAUGCAUUUCUGUCUUGAGUAAAAAAGUUUGGCCUAUUCAUUGUAAGUCUUGUCCUGUGUUGAAUGAAAUAACCUGGAUUUUAACGUUGUGAUUUACAUGAUUGUGUAGUAAAUUAAAGACAAUUGAAUUGUU
Messenger RNA from Etheostoma cragini (Arkansas darter), 1990 nucleotides. RefSeq names its product phosphatidylinositol transfer protein beta isoform-like. The coding region runs from base 198 to 1013 and encodes 271 amino acids. The transcript is spliced from 12 exons. Gene Ontology annotation, cellular component: cytoplasm. The record is from RefSeq and is a predicted model, not a curated record. Gene Ontology annotation, molecular function: phosphatidylcholine binding; phosphatidylinositol binding; phosphatidylcholine intramembrane carrier activity. NCBI's taxonomy places the organism in Eukaryota, Metazoa, Chordata, Actinopteri, Perciformes, Percidae. Gene Ontology annotation, biological process: phospholipid transport.